Molecule: messenger RNA, 565 nt
Organism: Cajanus cajan (pigeon pea)
Lineage: Eukaryota; Viridiplantae; Streptophyta; Magnoliopsida; Fabales; Fabaceae
Source: RefSeq, a predicted model, not a curated record
UAGUUGGAGUGAAAUAGCUAAAGAUGAUGUAGAUGAAAUGUGGAAACAUAUGAAGGAUGCAUUAAGUUUAUCUGAUGAGGUUAAGGAAUAUGCAAUGAAGCAAAUUCAAUCUCAAUACAAAAAUAAGCUUUAUCAUUUACAUCAACUAUAUCUCAAAAAGAAGGGAAGGCCAAAAAAUGUAUCUCCUGAUGAUUGGAAUUGGUUAAUCAAUAAUAAGUGGAGUGAUUUAAAAUUUCAGGAAAGGAGCUUAAAAAAUAAAGUUAAUCGAAGCAAGCAAGAGAUGAAAUCAAUUACCGGUACAAAAUCAAUUGUGCAAAAGGCAUUUGAAAUGAAACAAGAAUCCAAAGCUGAUGAAUGGCCAAACGCUAUGGAAGUUUGGAAAGCAACACGUAUGAGAUCUAAUGGGACUUGGUGCAUUCCAAAUGGAGAACAAAUUAUGGUAAGUAAAAAGAUAUUUUAUAGAAUUUAUGUUGUUAUUAAAUAUAAAACAUUAAUUAUAUAUGUUGUAUGUGACAUAUUAUAUAUAGUUGCAAUUUUCUUUAUGUGUUGAUAGUUAGUAAUAAUG